AUGGAGUCCUCUAACCGGCAAUUCCUCCAAGACCGGAUCGAGGAAAUCGAAGCCAUGAACCUCACCACUGAAGAAGAAAAACUGGAAAAGAUGCGCCCCUACUGGCGCAGUAAUUUAGGAAUCAAGGGCGAGGAUACCUGGAAUCAUUGCGCCCCGGUAGGCCCAGUCCGGCAAUCUCGCGAGGAGAGAAAUGUCACUCGGUUGGCGGACGUUAAAACGCUAUACCACCAGUAUAUGGAUGGCAUCCAACCCCCAACGCUGGUUUCAGAGGAGUGGCGUCAGAUGUAUCUGGAGACUGUCCAAAGCGUGUGCAAUGAGGCGGCCUUUGGCGAUGAGGAGGACGAGAAGUUCGAAAUCCCGCUCUGCCACGAGCUGGGUUCCUUUAUCAAGCAUCGCCCCUUUCGGACCACUAUCUGA
This is a messenger RNA of Aspergillus fischeri NRRL 181, 417 nucleotides long. RefSeq lists its product as uncharacterized. Lineage: Eukaryota; Fungi; Ascomycota; Eurotiomycetes; Eurotiales; Aspergillaceae. The transcript is spliced from 2 exons. The coding region runs from base 1 to 417 and encodes 138 amino acids. The record is from RefSeq and is a predicted model, not a curated record.